Leptinotarsa decemlineata (Colorado potato beetle) is the source of this 588-nucleotide messenger RNA. RefSeq names its product dynein heavy chain 3, axonemal (gene Dnah3). Gene Ontology annotation, cellular component: dynein complex. NCBI's taxonomy places the organism in Eukaryota, Metazoa, Arthropoda, Insecta, Coleoptera, Chrysomelidae. The record is from RefSeq and is a predicted model, not a curated record. Gene Ontology annotation, biological process: microtubule-based movement. Gene Ontology annotation, molecular function: ATP hydrolysis activity; ATP binding; minus-end-directed microtubule motor activity.
CGAUACAACCGAUACAGAGUUCGUAUAUGUUUUAAUUUUGUAAUGAGUCGUUUGGAAGUGGAAGAUGAGAAAUAUGGAAAGAGAAUUUUUGCGAAGAAUCCCAUACUUCCAGAUGUUAAACUUGAAGGAGACAUCGACACCACAACGUUGUUCAAAAGAACUAUUACUUAUCCUCCCUUAUUUGCCAAACAUUCAUGGACAAAAGGUGUUCUCGAGAAGGAUACGCAGAUGUACUUCAAGCCUUCAGAAACCAUAGGUGCAAGUUAUACGCCAAGUGCUCAGACCUUGAGAAUACAAGAUAUGCCCAGAAGAAAAAAGAAAGUCAGUCCAAGUCCGCUGGGUGAAGAUGGAAAGCUGCAGUAUCCACCAAAGAAAUCCAGAAAACAGUUAGAGGAAGAAAAAAAACUAUUGGAGUCAAAAAUGAAACCGGAAAAAAUGGAUACCGGUUUAGUUUAUCUGGAAGAUCUCUUAUCUGGAGAGUAUUAUAGAAGGAAGAAAAAAGAGAAAAUUCUGCAACAAAAAGAGAAGAGAAUGAGAAACAAAUUCGAACUGUUGAAAUGGGAGGGUUUCACUGAUGAGCGAGCGUAA